Molecule: messenger RNA, 515 nt
Organism: Hymenoscyphus albidus
Lineage: Eukaryota; Fungi; Ascomycota; Leotiomycetes; Helotiales; Helotiaceae
Source: the annotation of a GenBank genome assembly
AUGCAAUUUCCAUCCGCUUACACCAUUCUCCUGACCCUCAUCUCCACCCAUGUGGCGUCUGUAUCGGCACAAAACAACCCUAACGACUAUGACACCAUAUUCUGCGAGGACCACGGCUCAUAUAUUCCAGCAUUUAACAACGGGGUGAAGGUUUCACAACAGUCAUGUCCUGGUAAAAAGAAUGUUUUCACCGUUCGUCUUCCUUUCUUAUUUCCACCCCUUAUCUUGGUUGGGUUCUAUCUUCAAACGAUAUAAUUCAGAGGAAUAACAAGUACUAAUAUAACGCAGUGCAUGUCGUCGCCAUUCAAAGGGAAUGAUCAAUACCAUAUCGGCCGUCAGGGCUGUGAGAUAAUUCGUGAUGACGAAGGGUAUCAAAUUCCACCUGUGCCUCUUAAGGGUGACUAUCCUGUAAGUUGCCUUUUCUUCUUAUCUUCUUUGCCUUUUUGGGUGGCUUGGAAGGCGGGCUAGAAGCGUUUCUAAUUAUACUCCAGGGGAAAAUACAUUGUUGUGAUUAA